This is a messenger RNA of Selaginella moellendorffii, 2292 nucleotides long. RefSeq names its product pentatricopeptide repeat-containing protein At4g02750. The record is from RefSeq and is a predicted model, not a curated record. Gene Ontology annotation, molecular function: RNA binding; protein binding. The coding region runs from base 1 to 2292 and encodes 763 amino acids. The transcript is spliced from 2 exons. Gene Ontology annotation, biological process: regulation of division septum assembly; cell division; RNA modification. Lineage: Eukaryota; Viridiplantae; Streptophyta; Lycopodiopsida; Selaginellales; Selaginellaceae.
AUGGCUAACAUGCUGCUCCAGAAAUAUGCCCAGCUUGGGCAUUUGCAGCAGGCAAUACACGUCUUUGACUCUAUCCUCCACAAGGACAGUUUCUCUUGGAACUCGAUGCUAUCCGCGUAUGCCCGUGCCGGAAAGCUCGAGCACGCAGAGCGGAUCUUUACCCAGAUGCCAGAUCCAAACCUUGUGUCUUAUAACGCAAUGUUGUCUUCAUAUGCCAUCAAUGGGCAUAUUAGAGAUGCGGAAAAACUCUUUGAUUCCAUCCCUCUAACAAAUCAAGUGACUUGGGCAGCUAUCCUUGGCGCAUAUGCCCGAAACGGGCAUAUGGAAAAAGCUAAAGGAAUCUUUAGCACGAUGCCGGAGUAUAGCCUUGUCUCGUGGAACUUGAUUCUCUCUGCCUAUGCCGAUAGAGGGCAUUUGAAAGAGGUGGUGGAAGUUUUCCAAACAAUGAAAGAAAGAAACGUGGGAUCUUAUAAUGCAUUGCUCUCUGGGUAUGCUUUUGACAGAAGCCAAAUCUCAAAAGCAAGGAAUAUACUUGAUACGAUGCCAGAGAGAGAUUUGGUGUCGUGGACUGUCAUGCUAAUAAGCUAUGCCCAGAAAGGGCAUCUGGAUGAAGCUCAGGUGAUUUUCGAGAAUAUGGAAGAGCGGGAUGUGGUUACGUGGAAUGCAAUGUUAGCUGCCUACUCUGCAAAUGGCCGCGUCAAGGAAGCCAAGAAAAUGUUUGACAAGAUGAAAGAGCACAGCCUUGUGUCGUGGACCACGCUGAUAUCAGCAUAUUGCCACAAUGGACGCGUUGGCCAAGCUCUUGAUUUGUUUAACCAGAUGGAAGAGCACGAUUUGACUACGCGUAACACUAUAUUUGCGAUGCUUGUUCAAAACAAUGAAUUUGAGGAUGCCAAAAGAAUCUACGAUCGUACUCCAAUUCUGAACGAAGUAAGCUUGACUAUUAUGGUGGAAGCAUAUGCCCAGAAAGGCCAUUUGGAAGAAGCAAAAUGCAUGUUUGAUCGCCUGAAAGUCAGAAGUUUGAUAUCUUCAACGGCAAUGUUGUGUGCAUACGAUUUAUUCGGAUUCACAGAAGAAGCAGAAAACAUGUUUCACUCCAUGCAAGAGCACGAUAUUGCCUCGUGCAAUGCAAUGGUGUCAGCAUAUGCCCAACAUGGGCAUAUCUGUAAAGCUAAGUUCUUAUUUGAUGCGUUGCCAUUUCGAGAUCCGAUCUCCUGGAACGCAAUGCUCUCGGGCUACAUCCAAGCCGGGAAGCUCCAAAAGUCUUGGCAAUUCUUCACGAAAAUGCCAGAAAUAGAUUCUUUCUCGUGGAACUCAUUCCUUGCCGGCUAUGCCCAGCGCGGAGAAAUCGAUUCCCUCGCCACCCUGCUUCACUCACUGGCCUUAACGCUCCUCCCAGACGAGAUCUCUUUCGUGUGUGUGUUCUUGGCACUCAGCCACAGUGGUAAUCUCUUCUCGGCCUGGAAAUACUUCCUGUCCAUGAGCAGUGACUACAACUUGGUUCCAACAAAGCAGCAUUUUUGCUGCAUGGCCAAUUUGCUGGGUCGAGCCGGUUACCUGAAAGAAGCCGAGGACUUAAUCGCGACCAUGCCGUAUGUGGGCGACGAUUUGGACUGGACAUGUGUGCUUGCGUCUUGCGGCUUACACAAAAACAUGGAGCUCGCUAAUCGAGCUAGCAAACAAGAGGGUUUCGGUGAUGGCGGCCUUGACAACAAUCUGGCAGCCUGCUACUUCGGAACGAUCAGCCACUCGAAGAUCUUCCAUGGUAUGUAUGAGCAUCUGUUUGUAGGAUACAUCGAACGAGCGCAUUUCCAGAUCCACACGGGAUUUCGCCGACUCACACCAAGAGCCAAGAGAAACUCUACAAGGUGCUCAGUGUCACACCAAGAGCAAAGCUGCUCGAAUAGAGUUCCAACAUUCUGGGAGCGUUUGUUGCUUGCCUGGCAAGUUCUCUUCCCGCCUUCAAACUCUAGCGCAGAGACAAGUGCCAACAUCGCGAAGCAGCGGUUGAAGAUGGUUCUCAUCGCAGAUAGGUGUGCUGUAAGCGACGCAGCGAAGCGGAUGAUCGUCUCCAACGUUGUUGGAGCAAUGUCUCAUUUUGUCGAGGUUGAGUCGGAGGAGAAGGUCCAGCUAAACGUGACGACCGAUUCUGAGCUUGGCACCAUUUACUCCAUCACUAUUCCGGUGAGAAGAGUAAAGCCAGAGUAUCAGCUUUCCUCCAAAGAUUUGGAGGGCGUGGAGCUAGCGGAAGGAUUGACGUGCAACAUUGUUCUCGAUCCUCGGGAACCAUAG